GGAGGCCGAGCUCGCGCCGCUCAUUCAUAACAAUGCCGGCUUCCGCAACCUCAUUCAGAAGCUCUUAAAGGGCCAGGCCACCACCGCCACACCGCGGGAGCUGCUGCCAAUGCAUUGUGGGAAGAGAAAGUUACUUUCAGUUUUGCACGGACGGGCAGAGAGAGCAAAGAGAGGGGAAGAUGCGUCAAAGUGGAUUUGGCGGCACCAUGGUCGCCAACCUUUUCUAAAGGGCUAUGCGUAAACUUGACGUCAUCGCCCUUCUAAUGGGAGAGGCUGUUCUCAGGGCGCUGUAGACCUGCCGCCGCCAUAGACACCUUCGCAAUUUCUCCAGAAGCUCCUGUUGCCAAAAUGACCCACAGUGCCCCCUCAAAAGACCCAGAGGUGCUCGCCAGCGACCAGGAGGAUGAUCAGGCAUCAAUCAUCUUGCAGCUGUAUCCGUACUCGGAGGAGAAAGAUGACCCAAAUCAGGCUGUUCCUGCACUAAAUGAUGGAAGCAGUCUGAAGCUGGCGACCACCCUGACAAACCGGCAGCGUGGCAACGAGGCAUCUGCCCUGCCGGCCACUCUGGACACUCUUUCUAUUCAUCAGCUGGCAGCCCAGGGCGAACUGGUCCUGUUGAAAGAAAAUCUGAGGAAAGGCGAGAACCUUUUAAACAAGCCCGACGAACGGGGCUUCACGCCGCUGAUGUGGGCCGCAGCUUUCGGGGAGAUUGAGACAAUCCGCAGCAUGCUGGAAUGGGGCGCAGACCCCCACGUCCUUGCGAAGGAGAGGGAGAGCGCCCUGUCUCUUGCCAGCAUGGGGGGCUACACGGACAUCGUCACCUUGCUCCUUGAGAAGGACGUGGACAUCAACACUUACGACUGGAACGGCGGGACCCCUCUGCUCUAUGCCGUGCGCGGGAACCACGUCAAAUGCAUCGAGGCCUUGCUAGCCCAUGGUGCUGAUCUCACAACCGAGGCAGAUUCAGGAUACACCCCGAUGGACCUGGCAGUCGCUCUGGGACACAGGAAAGUCCAACAUGUGAUUGAAAAACAUAUCCUCAAGUUAUUGCGGAGCAAAGAACCUGAGUGAAACGGGACUUCUUGUCAGACUAAGGGGGGGGGCCUUCUCCCUGCCCCCCACCAUUUCCCCCUCUGCUUUGAAGGUGGAAUCAAGGGAAAGCCUCCUGCACUGACCGGCUAAUCUGAGGCACAUGAGACAGGGUUGGAUAUUUGAGAGUCACCGGGCUUUUAAAAGUUUGCUGCAGCCCUCGUGGAAAGAGGGGGCAACGGAGGGGUUAGGUUUGACGGCAAGACACGACACCCCCUCCACCUGCUUGUUGCCAUCAACUUAUUAUUUUUUCAUUAUUUAUUGAAUUUUUCUACUGCCCUAUACCCGGAGGUCUCAUUUAUCAACUUGACGACCACUAAGCACCACAACUACUCUGGAACCCCCCCAAAAUCCAGACUCCAUACUCCAGCCAGAGGAGAAGUUUCCGGAGGCAAAGGAACUCCAGGUGGCUCGCAGAAGCAAGCCAAGCUGCAAAUCAGAAGGCACCUGAUGUUUCCCCCACUGCCGUUUGCAAACUGUUCUGAGCUGGGAUGCAUGCGAUGGGCGAGAUAAUUUUGCUGAUU
Lacerta agilis (Sand lizard) is the source of this 1613-nucleotide messenger RNA. RefSeq names its product regulatory factor X associated ankyrin containing protein (gene RFXANK). The transcript is spliced from 9 exons. Gene Ontology annotation, cellular component: nucleus. Gene Ontology annotation, biological process: regulation of transcription by RNA polymerase II. The record is from RefSeq and is a predicted model, not a curated record. NCBI's taxonomy places the organism in Eukaryota, Metazoa, Chordata, Lepidosauria, Squamata, Lacertidae. The coding region runs from base 349 to 1071 and encodes 240 amino acids. Gene Ontology annotation, molecular function: protein binding.